Messenger RNA from Lottia gigantea (owl limpet), 588 nucleotides. RefSeq lists its product as hypothetical. Gene Ontology annotation, molecular function: G protein-coupled receptor activity. Gene Ontology annotation, cellular component: membrane. The transcript is spliced from 2 exons. The annotation marks the transcript as partial. Gene Ontology annotation, biological process: G protein-coupled receptor signaling pathway. Lineage: Eukaryota; Metazoa; Mollusca; Gastropoda; Lottiidae. The record is from RefSeq and is a predicted model, not a curated record.
ACAAUUAUUCUGAUCAUCUCCGUUUUCGGCAACGGCUGCAUCUGUUACUUGAUCCUCAGAGACCCUAGACUAAAACGUGCGUCUUAUAUCUAUAUUUUCAAUUUGGCCAUUACGGAUUUUGGGCUGUCGGUGACCAGCGUUCCGAUCUCCAUUGCGGUAUCAUACCAUGAUAAGUUUGUAUUCAGUUAUAUUAUCUGUGAAUUUAAUGGUCUGAUUAUGCUGAUUUUUGGAAUUGCCUCGCUGAUAAAUUUAGCUGUUAUAGCUGUCACACGUUACGUCUGCGUCUGUCACUCCACAUUCGCUAAAACGUAUUUGAAUAAAACGUUUUAUAUAGGUUCCGUGAUCAGUAUUUGGGUAGCAUCUCUCCUGAUUGCCUUUCCACCUGCUGUAGGCUGGGGUCACAUCGAAUUUGUGUACGGAUAUACAGCUUGUACCCACUACUGGCCAUCCAGUCUAUCAUAUACCCUGUUUCUGAUAACUUCGGCUGUGUUCAUCCCCUUUGGAAUCAUCAUCAUCAGCUAUGGCUUGUUGUUUUGGUGCGUCAGGAAAAGCAAUCUAAGAGUACGGGACCACAUGGAACAGAGUGCU